This is a messenger RNA of Prorocentrum cordatum, 674 nucleotides long. The record is from the annotation of a GenBank genome assembly. Lineage: Eukaryota; Dinophyceae; Prorocentrales; Prorocentraceae.
AGGGCGUGCCGCUGCCAUGGGUGCCCAUUCGUUCAAGGCAGCGCGCGAGGACGCGAUCGAGACUUCCACCGCGCUCGCGGGGAAGCUGGCGGUUUCAGGCCGCUACCACGUGCCCCCGCGGACUUUCCAGGACGACUACGAGCUGCAGGCCUCCAAGGUCCUGGGCACCGGCGUCAGCGGCAAGGUGCUGCUGGCCACGGCCCGGCAGGGCGGUGCGCGCGUGGCGGUCAAACGGCUGAGCUUCCGGUCUCUGUCGCAAACCGCCAGGGCCAACCUCCGGAACGAGGUGGGAAUCCACCUCGCGCUGGACCACCCGCAGAUCACGAGGCUGCUGGACGUCUACGAGGUUGAGCAGGAGUUGAUCCUGGUUAUGGAAUGCAUGGAGGGCGGUGAAUUAUUCGACCGGGUGAUCGAGAGGGAGGUGUUCUCAGAGAAGGAUGGACGCCGCCGCGACCGCGGAGCGCAUGCUUCUGCCGCUGAGCUACCUCCACAGCCCAGGGCAUUGCCCACUGCGACGUGAAGCUGGAGAAUUAUCCCCGCCGCCGCUGGCGCGCUGUUCGUCCGACCGGCCUCCUGGAGGAUGACAGGAGGACGGAGGACAGGUGCGAUCGAAAUGGAUAGUUUCGAAAGAAUGGGGACGAAGACCCUUAGCAGUUUCUGCCCAUGAUGAACCG